Messenger RNA from Zea mays, 796 nucleotides. RefSeq lists its product as uncharacterized. The record is from RefSeq and is marked validated. NCBI's taxonomy places the organism in Eukaryota, Viridiplantae, Streptophyta, Magnoliopsida, Poales, Poaceae. Bases 119 to 421 code for a protein of 100 amino acids. The transcript is spliced from 3 exons.
GUCAUCCAGCAGCCCCAUUGCAGUUUCGAGUUCCUGGCUGGUGGCGUGGCACCUCGUUCCCUCCGAUCGAGUCCGCGACUAAGAUACACCCCGACUCGCUAGCGAGCAGGCAGGCAGAAUGGAGCGCCACGCCGAGAAGCCGCUCCUCGUGCUGCCCUCCUGCCUCCUCUUCCUUGUCCUCCUCCUCGCCCCGCUCGUCUCCGCCGUCCCCACGCCAAGAAGCCUGCGCCUGGGGAGCCACCAGCAGCACCCGCCGCCGGCUCUGAAGCUCAGUUACUCUCAGGACACGACGGCGAUCGCGGCGGCGAUGAUGAAAAACACGGGCAGGCCGACGGCGAGGGUGGACGUGGAGGUGAACGACUACCAGCCGUCCGGCCCCAACAACCGCCACGACCCACCCAAGGGUCCCGGAAGACCUUGAACGGGGGCCGGCUCAGCUGGACGACGACCCGGCCAAUCAAUAAUCCAACUCCGUCGUCGUCGUCGUCACACCGGUAGUACAAAGUGCGUCGCUUGUGCUAGCUCCUCUACUCUAGUUCUAGUAGAAAUUAAGGUCGUCGAAACAAAGUCACCUAGCUGCGUUUGUAUAUAUAUACACCGGCCGCGCGUGUGUAUGGCUGUGUCCUGUGUGCAAGGCACAUCGGUCAUCGGUGCAGUGGGUUGUGUUGUUCUUAGGCUGGUUAAUUGGUUGCUGUUCGUCGGAAAGAACUCCACUGCAUGCAGAUCGAUUUGCAUCUCCUGCAGCAGGUGCCGGUACAGUGUACCAGCAGAUUGAGAUUGUCCAGCUUGUUAGUUC